Messenger RNA from Orbilia oligospora ATCC 24927, 2064 nucleotides. RefSeq lists its product as uncharacterized. The record is from RefSeq and is a predicted model, not a curated record. The coding region runs from base 1 to 2064 and encodes 687 amino acids. The transcript is spliced from 2 exons. Gene Ontology annotation, molecular function: antiporter activity. Gene Ontology annotation, biological process: UDP-glucose transmembrane transport. Gene Ontology annotation, cellular component: Golgi apparatus; cis-Golgi network; endoplasmic reticulum-Golgi intermediate compartment. NCBI's taxonomy places the organism in Eukaryota, Fungi, Ascomycota, Orbiliomycetes, Orbiliales, Orbiliaceae.
AUGCCGGAGCUUCAGGAGGGCGAGAAUUCCGUUCCCCUUCUUCCUCCUCCUCCUGGUUCUCUUGCUGUCACGGAUACUAGUGGUUCAACGGCAUCAAUAUCAAACCAAUCACACCAAAACCAACAUUCCUCGCUAUCGGAUGGCAUUCAGGGAGAAAGUUCUACCGCCGCUACUUCUGGUUCCAAGGACUCCUCGGAUGCUGCUGCUAACACUCUAAGAUCGCUUCCUCCUGACCCUUAUUCUUCCUCUUCUUCUACUUCACCCGCCCCUGCUUCGUCUUCCAGGUCCGAAAUGCCCACCCGACCACAGCCAGAUAUAAACACCAGACGGCGAUCUCGUGGUCAAAGUAUUUCUACUUCCUUCUCUCCCGUCGGAACCAACAACAAUCCAUCUCCAACUGGCACUCCGACCGAUAAAGUAAGCCCUACAACUCGGGCCCGUAGUGUCUCCCAAUCCAUCCAACAACAACAACAAUCCACUUCCGAUCAACCCGGAACCAAGGAGGAGGAACUCCCAAAACCCAAGGAUUCCCUUGAGCUUUCUACAUUGUCGUCUGGCGACUCGGACGAGGAAUCCGGGCUUACCGAAUCCGCUCGUGACCGACGCCGGAAGAAGAAACAGCGAAGAAGGGGAUUAGGAGGCCUAAGCUCCGACGGUAACAGGAUGCGUGACGUCCACGCUUCUUCGUCACCGACGAAUAUCAACAAUCAUCACCAUUACCAUGCUACAGACGAUGAAAUCGCCCAUGGAACAAUCAUCAAUGGUAUAGCGGUUACAGACGCUGAAAAGCGAGCAGCAGACAAGAAUGUCAUGAAGAAUCUUGCCAUAAACGGUCUAUUGAUCGGAUCAUGGUAUAUAUUCUCGCUGUGUAUUUCAGUCUACAACAAGUGGAUGUUCUCGGAAAAGCAUCUAAAUUUCCGGUUCCCGCUGUUUGUUACAUCGUUUCAUAUGCUUGUACAGUUUUCGCUGUCAUCGCUGGUGAUGUGGUACUUCGUACAGUUUAGACCGGGAUAUGUGGACCCGAAGGAGAAGAAGAAGAUAGAGCGAAUACGAUCAUCUUCGUCGUCGUCGAACACAUCACCAACCCGUGGGACAGGUGCCGAGGAAUCACGACCCCUCAAUGCAGGAGAUGAUAGUGACUCGGAUGAAGAUGUGGAGGAUACCCGAGUUUUAGCGAAUGAAACACAAGAACCUGGACCGAAGAAACCGAUCAUGACGAAAAUCUUCUAUGCUACGAGGAUUGCACCGUGCGGUAUGGCUACGGGAUUGGAUAUUGGACUUGGCAAUAUGUCAUUAAAAUACAUCUCGUUAGCGUUUUACACUAUGUGUAAAUCUUCAUCCUUGGCUUUCGUUUUGAUAUUUGCGUUUAUCUUCCGAUUGGAGAAACCGACUGUCAAGCUGAUCUCGGUGAUUUCGGUCAUGACUAUCGGAGUUAUUAUGAUGGUGGCAGAUGAGGCGGCAUUUGUGCUGAUAGGGUUUAUACUCGUUAUGCUGGCGAGUGUUUUAUCUGGAUUGAGGUGGAGUUUGACACAAUUACUGCUGUUGAGGAACCCGGCGACGAGUAAUCCCUUCAGCAGUAUUUUCUUCUUGGCACCAGUGAUGUUUUUGAGUUUGUUAGUUAUUGCUGUGCCUGUGGAAGGGCUUGGGAAGUUUUGGGGAAGAUGGAUGGAAUUGAUUGGAGAAUGGGGGAUUUUCUCGGGAAUUGGCAUGUUGAUCGCGCCUGGAAUUGUGGCGUUUUGUAUGACGGCCAGCGAGUUUGCUCUACUAAGACGGACAUCAGUCGUUACAUUAUCGAUCUGUGGAAUCUUCAAAGAAGUAGUAACUAUCACAGCAUCGGCCACGAUCUUCCACGACGUUUUAACACCGGUCAAUAUUACGGGUCUCCUCGUGACAAUAUUGAGUAUUGGCGGAUACAAUUAUAUUAAGAUCAAGAAGAUGAGAGGAGAGGCUGUCAGAGGGGUUUUGGCAACCGAAGCGGAUGAUGCAGAGGGUAGGAGGAGUUUGCUAUUCGAAAGACGAAGUUUGGCGCUGAAUAGGAGUAGUUUGGAGAGUGGGAGGCCUUGA